AUGGUUAUUUCUUAUUUGAAUUCGCCCGAUCUUGUUCAAGCAUUUAUAGAUCUCAACUUUCGUUUUAAUACUAUUGUUCUCCAAUCCAUACGUCAAUUUUAUCUUCCGCAAAAUAUGUCACGAAAAUGGUUUCUCACUUCAAUGCCACACAUUGAAAAUACUAUUGAAACGCUCGUUUUAAAUACCACAUCAGUGGCAAAUACUUUUUCUUGUUCACAUUUAUUUAUUAAUCUUCGUUCAGUCAUUUUGAGAUAUGAUCCUUCUUCCAUCGUUGAAUUGAAUGUUGCACAUUAUUCAGCUAUAGCAGCAAUUCUGUCAUGUUUGAAUGUACUUCAACUAUCGAAAAUGUUACCUCCGGAAAGUAUUGAUAAAUACUCAUUGUUCAGUAGUCGAGCAUGGUUUGAUGAAGAAGAACAGGCCGAUAAAGUUGCCAAUUGUUUACCUUGUCCAGCUAUCAUACGUUUAUCGGCCAGAGUUUGCACAGAACAAGAUCUAUUGUGUCUUUGUAUUCUUGCUCCUAAUAUAAUCGAUCUCAAGAUCGACAGUCUCAAACUAAGUUCUAUCAUUUCGAAUUAUUCGACAUUUGCAGCUGGUAUCUCUCAGCCGACACGUCUUAGAAAAUUAGAAAUUAUUUGUAUUGAUUCCGAUGAUGAAGAUCCGGAUGAGUCAUAUCGAAGUCCAUUUGAAAUACUAUUUAAAUCUUAUCAAUCAUCGUUGGAAUAG
Molecule: messenger RNA, 723 nt
Organism: Rotaria sp. Silwood2
Lineage: Eukaryota; Metazoa; Rotifera; Eurotatoria; Philodinida; Philodinidae
Source: the annotation of a GenBank genome assembly